Messenger RNA from Sander lucioperca (pikeperch), 536 nucleotides. RefSeq names its product glycine N-acyltransferase-like. The transcript has 3 exons. Gene Ontology annotation, molecular function: glycine N-acyltransferase activity. Gene Ontology annotation, cellular component: mitochondrion. NCBI's taxonomy places the organism in Eukaryota, Metazoa, Chordata, Actinopteri, Perciformes, Percidae. Bases 1 to 471 code for a protein of 156 amino acids. The record is from RefSeq and is a predicted model, not a curated record.
AUGCAUGGGCUCGAUAUCACAGAAUAUGGGGGUUUUAACACCUUCAUCUACCACAGGCCAGAGAAUAUAGACUUGCAAGAGAAGGUGUUUCCACUGCCAAUUUCCAUUCUGAACGAAUCCCACGUGGAGCUCGUCGACACACACUUGCCUUAUGGAGGCAGCCAGGAGAGCCUCAACCACGUGAGACUCUGUAUACGCCAUCUGCCAAACCACUGUGUUACAGAUGAGAAGGGCCGGCCUGUGUCCUGGAUGCUGUCUAAUGAGCUGUGUGAGCUGAGGAUGGCCUACAUCCUACCAGAGUACAGACGGGCCGGCCACCUCCUGGCUCUGUCUCUGGCUCUUAUCCGCAGGAUGGGCUCUGUGGGUCUGCCCGUCUACUGCCACGUCAACCAGCAGAACCAGGCCACCAUUAACGCUGUGACCUCGGCUUCUCUGCUUAUCCCAGUAUUGAGAAGAUCUCAGUGCUUCUAAUAUGCAAGGACAGAGUCUGAGUGAUGACUAAUAGCAAUAACGUCUGUUGGAUGAUUGAAACCACA